Messenger RNA from Pundamilia nyererei, 1119 nucleotides. It is a transcript of the gene uprt, whose product is annotated as uracil phosphoribosyltransferase (FUR1) homolog (S. cerevisiae). Lineage: Eukaryota; Metazoa; Chordata; Actinopteri; Cichliformes; Cichlidae. Bases 61 to 831 code for a protein of 256 amino acids. The record is from RefSeq and is a predicted model, not a curated record. The transcript is spliced from 8 exons.
AGUCAACACGCCGGGUACGUCAUAUCCGGCCUUCUUUAACGUCGUGUCAAAGCUAGCAGGAUGCCAUGCCACAAUCAGCAGCUGAACAAUGUGAGCAGUGGCCAGGAGCACCCAAUGAAGCAAGUUCGGUUUGCAAACAGUAACAGCAGCGUGCCUGCAGUAGUAUCCAACUCCGAACCAAGUGAUGCCACAACACAGCCUGACAGCCAGGACAACCUGGGACCCCAGCUUAAGCUGCUUCCUCUGAAUGACCAGAUCCGUGAAUUACAGACAAUAAUCAGAGACAAGACAACCAGCAGAGGAGAUUUUGUGUUUUGUGCGGACCGACUGAUCAGGCUUGUAGUUGAAGAGGGCUUGAACCAGCUCCCCUACUCUGAGUGCACAGUGACCACACCGACAGGGUACAAGUAUGAGGGUGUCAAGUUUGAAAGAGGCAACUGUGGAGUCAGCAUUAUGAGGAGUGGCGAAGCCAUGGAGCAGGGUCUCCGUGAUUGCUGCCGCUCUAUCCGCAUUGGCAAGAUCCUCAUACAGAGUGACGAAGAGACGCAGAAAGCCAAGGUCUACUAUGCCAAGUUCCCCCCAGAUGUGUAUAGAAGAAAAGUGCUGCUCAUGUACCCCAUUCUCAGUACAGGGAACACCGUGAUUGAGGCUGUGAGGGUGCUGAAAGAGCACAGGGUCCAACCCAAACAUAUUAUCCUACUCAGCCUCUUCUCCACACCUCAUGGAGCAAAAUCUAUAAUCCAGGAGUUCCCAGAUAUCACAAUUCUGACCACAGAAGUCCACCCGGUGGCUCCAACACAUUUCGGACAGAGGUACUUUGGCACCGACUAAAUGGAGGACAACCCGAGGAACAUGAUCUGCAAAUAGUUUUGGUUUUUAAUAUAUUUUGCAAUGUAUUUGUCAUGUUCUCCUCAUUGUGCGAAGUACUGCUUCUCAUUUACAAAGUUCAAAAACUGAUAUCAAAUUAAUCAAAUGUAUAUAUUAUUCUAUGCUGUGUAUAGUCAUACUAUAAAAAGACUACACAGAACCAUGUAAAGAGUUCAACUUGGAUCAUUUUAUUCUGCAUGUUACAACAUCUGCUGGAUCAAUAAAGAAUAUUUGUUUACAAAGAACAGCAAA